This is a messenger RNA of Rhizopus microsporus ATCC 52813, 1091 nucleotides long. RefSeq lists its product as uncharacterized. Bases 63 to 812 code for a protein of 249 amino acids. Gene Ontology annotation, molecular function: DNA-binding transcription activator activity, RNA polymerase II-specific; RNA polymerase II transcription regulatory region sequence-specific DNA binding. Gene Ontology annotation, biological process: regulation of transcription by RNA polymerase II. Lineage: Eukaryota; Fungi; Mucoromycota; Mucoromycetes; Mucorales; Rhizopodaceae. The record is from RefSeq and is a predicted model, not a curated record. The transcript is spliced from 2 exons. Gene Ontology annotation, cellular component: nucleus.
UUUUUUCUUUUUUUUUUCUUUGCUUCAUCUGUCAUUUUCAUUUCAUUUUAAAAUAAAUCAUAAUGUCUCUUGGUUGCGACAUAACGUCAUUGGACUCUUUGGUGUUUGAUACACCAGUUGAGUCCAACACUUACUUCGAAAAGGACGCUGCUGCUGAACUGGAUUUAUGGAGCAACGCUAAAUUUACUUUUGACGUUAAACCUGGCGUAGGCAUUUAUGAUGAUGAAAAGUCAUCAAGUCCUACACCUGCCCAAUUGGAGUUCUCUGGUCUAGACCCUGUCACUUAUGACACACUGGCCAAUUACUUGGACUAUGAAUUACCCAAGCAACAGCUGGAACAACAACAAAGCAAGCCCUCAUUGAAACGUAUUCAACCACGUCCUUUGGCGCCUGCACCUGUUCCUCCCGUUGCUGCUACUCGUCAAAUUUUGUUGCCUAAACCUUCUGCCCCAUUGUCUCCUGUCGCAGACCCUAACCAGCUUUUGGCUGCCCUUCUUUCUACUGCCACAUGUCCUGGCUCGCCUUCAUCCAAAAAGACUGACUCAGUAGCUGGUGUCAAGCGCCCUUUGGAAAAGGCAGGGGAUGGUGUAGUCGUCGAUGAUGACAAGCGUCGUCGUAACACAGCAGCUAGUGCACGUUUCCGUAUUAAAAAGAAGAUGCGUGAACAAGCCAUGGAACAGUCUGUCCGUGAGAUGUCUACCAAGUCAGAACAACUCCAGGAAAGAGUCGAUCAACUUGAAAGCGAAAUCAAGUUCCUUCGUAACUUGUUACUCGACAAAGUUGCUUCCAACAAGCAACAACAACAACAGUAGAUUCAACAUCAUUUUUGUAUAUUCAACAUAUUCCCACUUAAUAUUCAACAUACACCUAUAACUGUACCAUAGAUUCAACAUUUGUACUUUCUUAUAAUUCAACAUUAGCAUUUCAACAAUGGAUGUAUCAGCAUUUCAACACUGAUACUUCUUUAUUAUUUCAACAAUGACAUUUUGCAUUUCAACAAUGAAGCCACUUUUUUAGCAUUUCAACAAUGAAGUCUUUUUUCUUCUUAAUUUUGCAUAUUUCAACAAUAAAAUAAAAGCGCUCUAUUUUCC